AUGGCCUCCGAACCCUUACGCAGCGCCCAGGGCGACAAGAUGCCCAUGGACAUGCAGGAGAUUUCCCAAAAUAUACAAUUGUUGCCCGAGGAUACUUUGGAAAAAAUCGCAAAAGGCCCUCUGGUGAAAUUUACACAUACGUGUGAUGAUGUUGAAAAAGCGAAGAGAGUGUUCACUUCUCUGUUGCAGACGUUUGGGUCAGCAUCAAUCUCCCAUAGUCAUACCACAGCUGCGUGUAAUGCGCUGAGCGCCUUCAUUGACGCAGCUUUCGUCUCAAAGUCUCAAGAUGUUCGCCAACUUGCUCGAUCACAGGAGACAUUGGUCUUGAUAUUUGACAAUUUCUUGACCCGUUUUAAAGAUGUCAAGCCCAGGCCUAUGAAGCAAGUUUUGGAGUCAUUGGCAGUGAUCCUCGCCAAAUCCCGCGAGGCGCCAGAAAAUGAUGCGGCUAGGAAGGCGUUUGUGAACGCUGUGCUUCCAAGUAUUAUACUUGGGGAACCUAGGACCAGGCUCAAGGCUUCCAUCAUUGCAUUGGAAACGUUGAUACGCAAAAAUGCGAUCCAUGCGGUUGAGCUGACCUCACUGGUCGGGGACUGGCUUUUGCAGAAUUCAGACAAGUGGUCCAUUGUGUUGCAAGAAGAAUGCCGGGUCUCCUCCAUAGAUAUUCCCAAAUACCUGCAGCGGUCCUCUAACACGGCAGGUUCCGACUUAUAUUUCAAGGAGACAUCGGUCGAGAUUUUACUCCUAGGCCUUCUCAACCGAACAAAGGCGUUUGAGUUGGCCGCAUCUGUGGGCGAAGUUAUGACAAUCUUCUUCCGGAAGCUCCAGCAGCCAGCAGGCUCUGCUCCUCCGCCCACUGAGGAUGAAAAGAGUCUUACAUUAGUCUGGGUGAGACCGGUCAAGCAUUUCCUCCUACAAAACCUCGAAAUCUUAGACAAGUUGACUCACUCUAUACUCCAACGUUUAUUCGAGGUUAGCACAGGUGGUUUUCGCCAUUUCCUCGAUACGUUGCCGCUAAACAGUCUUCUGGCCGGCGACAUGAGCAGCUCUUCAUCGGCUGAACUAACUUUAUUAUUUGCGUCCUUGCAACUAGCAAAGAAGAUUGGGUUGGUCCACGAAGAUCAUUAUUUCUCCAGAUCGCCAGCUGGCAGCGCUCAGGAUAGUAGCGUGCUAGUUUUGAAAAGCGAAUUCAUUGGCCAAUUCCUCUUCCAUCAUGAUUUCAAUAUCAAGAUGGCCGCCCUUUCUUUGCUGAUAAUGGCUCCAUCCACCACAAAACCCCUCUCAUCAGGUGCCAUACGGGUGAUAAUCAAAAGCCUGCCAUCUUUACAUGCGGAAUCCGAUCCUGGCUCAAGAGGAGAAAUUCUAAGCCUAGUCCGCGGGUUGCUAAUCCGCCUGAAAGGUGGCGUUCUUGCAAACAAAGAGAAUCCAGUCACAUACAAGACUGCAAAUAAGAAGCUGGUGCCGAUCUUCGAAAGGGACGAUAACGAAACCGAGGCCUGCAUGAAGGACUAUAUGGUAUUUCUAACGGCAGACCUACGACCAACCGCCUCUUAUCAUCGGCAUAGCAUGGCUCUAAAGACCAUUCUACUCCUUCUUGAGUCUGGUAUUGAUGAGCGCUACAGCGGUGCUGUGUCCAAUAAGCCUGAACACCGCGACAUUAAGUGGAAGUUCCACCUAGAGAUCUUCAGCCCCAGGCUUGAGAGACUGCUGGUGGAUCUUCUAUUAGACCCGUUCGAUGAAGUGCGUUCAACAGCCUUACACCUGCUGAAACUAUUUCCAAAAGCUGUGCUCUUUGGUGGAGUCGGCCGGACUACAGAGAAACCAGAGCUGCUGAUUGCCCUCGAUAAAGCAGGGCAACUGGCAAGCAAUACCAGUAGAGCCGAUCAUGCUGAUACAGUUGCUCGCCUGUACUCUGUGAUUUUCUUCACGGCAGAUUCGCGAGAACCAGGUGAGACCAAUUGGUGGGAUACUAGGAUGGGCGUCGUUGGAACGAUAUUGCAAAAGCUGGAGGAUAAGCUCUCAUCUCCAGAAGGGCUUUUCAACUCAGCUUUGCGUGAUGCGCCUCUUCACGGCUAUCUUUGCGCCCUUCGGUAUAUUGUCUCUUCACCGAACUUCUACACGCUCGUUGCUUGCGAAAGCUCCCCGGGUUCGGAGAACUGGAGAUCAAUCCACGACAGAAUCUCGUUCAUUUGUGAUCGGGUCUGGGACGAAGUUAAGCCUCAGCUUUGUAUUGACUCCCCAGAAGGACAUGCGGCAGAAGAUAUCGAGGACCUUGAAGUUGGUCCAAAAGAUAUCCUCUCUUAUUCCUGGCGUGCGCUUCGAGAGUCCAGUCUUCUUUUGCACGCUACAUUGUUCAACGAGACUUACGGACCCGAAGGCCCCGGUGGCUUGACGAGAGAUGAUUAUGCAAAAAUCGGAAAGAGCAGCUUCACUCAGCUCGCCGAGCUGCGCCACCGAGGAGCUUUCUCGACAGUGGCCCAGACAUUCUCGACUUGCAGCCAGCGAUGCGGCCAGUCAAGUAACCCUGAAAUUUCAGCUCUACCCUUACUAUGGUACCAGGAAGCGAAGAAAAUCAUAUUUGAAACAGCGUCAAAACUCACCCGCCGAUCAGCUGGUCUGCCGGCAUUGAUCGCAGGAAUCUUGUUGUCCAACCCCGGUGGACCAUUAUUUCAGCAAGUGGUUCGCGAGCUUCAAGAUGUGGCUCAACUACCCGCGCAGCUUGACGUACGCAGCCAAACCGUUGAAUUACCUCAGGUUCACGCGAUGAACUGUCUUCGAGAGGUCUAUAACAAUGCUAGGCUCGGUCCCCAUACGGAGAGUUUCAUCAUGCCGGCGUUGAAUCUCUCAGCAGAACGGAUGGGCUCACCAAUCUGGGCUCUGCGAAACGCUGGCCUGAUGCUCUUCCGCGCACUCAUGAACCGUAUGUGCCGAAAUGAUUUCCAAAGAUUCGGUGGCGAGUCUGGAUCAGAGCCGGGUGCUAGAAUCUCAUUCCAGAAAUAUCCCGGCCUGGUCCAACUGCUGUCUCGCCUUCUGUCUCCGUCGAAGGAUACAGAUAAUUCCGAGCAACAGGAAUCAGCUAUCAUUACUGAGCGGGUAUUCCCAGCCUUGGAGCUGAUUGCGGAGAAGAUUCCAAAUGCUUCGGAAGCUCAAGAUGAUGCCAUGUUGCUCAACUUGAUACGGGAGCACCUCAAGAGCCCCGUUUGGGGUAUUCGUGAGCACGCGGCACGAGUCUAUGCCUCGCUGUUGGAUCGAACGAAUAUCCUCGAGGACAUUCGGAAGUUGCUCAAUGCUCGCGACGCCGAAACCCAGAACUACCUACAUGGGGAAUCUGUGUGCGUCAGGUACGCACUCCGUAGGUUUGCGUUCACGCCUUCAGCCUUCUGGAACGACCAUAUUGAGAGGGUUAAUGCCGUUAUCAAGGAGAUUUUCGCGGCAUCAUAUCCAGUCGCUAGAAGCCCCUUCGUAACGACGACUCUGCUGGAGAUGCUCAGCGAUGCUGUUGAGAGGAGCGUCGAAUCUGGAGCUGAACGUGACAUGAUCCCGCUCAUGGACCACAUCUUCGCUACCUACGAUAUUUUGGAUACUCUAGCUUUUGCAUUUGAUUCGAGUGACUCAUCUUGGGCUACCUUGAGCACCACUCGAGCAUUCUCUCUCUGGCGUAGACAGCUUGCCUGGGUCACUGUUCUGAGGAUACUUGUGAGUGGUGUAACAACUGGGCUACAACUUCUCAUCUACGAGGUGGCAACCCUGGACCCCAACGCUUGCCAAUUGAUUCUGGAGAGGUUGCAUGAAACCUUUGGGUCUAAAGAGGCCUACAGCCAAACAUUGAACGCACUCUACAGCUCUGUCAUUGUUGGAAAACUCCCCCUUGAGACUCUCAGAUCCCCAGACAUUGAGUCAGUCCUUGGAAGAACUAGCUGCACAAAUAAAGAUUGUCUCGACGACAAAGGGAUUCAACAGAGAUAG
Molecule: messenger RNA, 3963 nt
Organism: Aspergillus calidoustus
Lineage: Eukaryota; Fungi; Ascomycota; Eurotiomycetes; Eurotiales; Aspergillaceae
Source: the annotation of a GenBank genome assembly